CGACGGCCUUUCUCUGCGAGGACCCCGGCAGCGGGACUGUCCCGCAGCGCCUGCUUAGCGAGACGGGGUUGCGGACAGAGAGCAGCUGGCGGACUCGCGGUGGUGGGACUGCGUGGCUGCCACGGAGCUAGCGGUUACAAUGGCUAGAAAUGCACUCUAAAUUUUUGUAGCAAGAUUGGAUUUUGUGAAUUUUUGUAACUAUUUUUCUUUGCUGUGGCUUUGUCAAGUGAAUUUUGGUAAUGUUCUUUUCAUUGAGGACACUUAUGUUAAAGGAUUAAUAACUAAUAUUUAUAUAAGACAGAAGAAAAAGAUGUCAUUCCGUAAAGUAAACAUCGUCAUCUUGGUCCUGGCUAUUGCUCUCUUCUUAUUGGUUUUGCAUCAUAACUUCCUCGGCUUGAGCAAUUUGCUAAGAAAUGAGGUUUCAGAUUCAGGAAUUGUGGGGCUUCAGCCUGUCAACUUUGUCCCAAAUGCUCCCCGACAUGCAGUAGAUGGGAGACAAGAGGAGAUUCCUGUGGUCAUUGCUGCAUCUGAAGAUAGACUUGGGGGGGCUAUUGCAGCCAUAAACAGCAUUCAGCACAACACUCGCUCCAAUGUGAUUUUCUACAUUGUUACACUCAACAGUACAGCAGACCAUCUUCGGUCCUGGCUCAACAGUGAUUCCCUGAAAAGCAUCAGGUACAAAAUUGUGAAUUUUGACACUAAACUUUUGGAAGGGAAAGUAAAGGAGGAUCCUGACCAGGGGGAAUCCAUGAAACCAUUAACUUUUGCAAGGUUCUACUUGCCAAUUCUGGUCCCCAGUGCAAAGAAGGCCAUAUAUAUGGAUGAUGAUGUAAUCGUGCAAGGUGAUAUUCUCACCCUUUACAAUACACCACUGAAGCCAGGACAUGCAGCUGCAUUUUCAGAAGACUGCGAUUCGGCCUCUACUAAAGUUGUCAUCCGUGGAGCAGGGAACCAGUACAAUUACAUUGGCUAUCUUGACUAUAAAAAGGAAAGAAUUCGUAAACUCUCCAUGAAAGCCAGCACCUGUUCUUUUAAUCCUGGAGUAUUUGUUGCAAACCUGACAGAAUGGAAACGACAGAAUGUAACCAACCAGCUGGAAAAAUGGAUGAAACUCAAUGUAGAAGAGGGACUGUACAGCAGAACACUGGCUGGGAGCAUCACAACACCACCUCUGCUUAUCGUGUUUUAUCAACAGCACUCUACCAUCGACCCUAUGUGGAAUGUCCGCCACCUUGGUUCCAGUGCUGGAAAUCGGUAUUCGCCCCAAUUUGUAAAGGCUGCCAAGUUACUCCAUUGGAAUGGACACUUUAAGCCAUGGGGGAGAACUGCUUCAUAUACUGAUGUUUGGGAAAAAUGGUACAUUCCAGAUCCAACAGGCAAAUUCAACCUAAUCCGAAGAUAUAUGGAGAUCUCAAACAUAAAAUGACAAAGAACUUAAAAACUAUAAGCAUUUCUCAGGAAAUCCUGGAAGACAGUAUAUGUGGGAAGUAACCAUUGCUAGUCCUCAAUGCCUAUCUGUAGCAUCCCAAGGAAAAGAUGUUUUUGCUGGAUUAAGAUGACAGACUUCCCUGUCUGGCAGUCAGCUUCUAAGAUAAACUAUAUGCCUCCAUCUGCCUUACCAAGAGUUUUCGUACUACAAAGCUGAAUGACCAGAAGAAAUGGACUGAUAUGGCUAGUUCAAAACUGCUGUUAGUUUUAAUUUUGUACUCUGUGACCUGACUGUAAGUAAAAACUACAUCUUUUAAUAGGUA
Carlito syrichta (Philippine tarsier) is the source of this 1751-nucleotide messenger RNA. It is a transcript of the gene GLT8D1, whose product is annotated as glycosyltransferase 8 domain containing 1. The coding region runs from base 311 to 1426 and encodes 371 amino acids. The transcript is spliced from 11 exons. Gene Ontology annotation, molecular function: glycosyltransferase activity. The record is from RefSeq and is a predicted model, not a curated record. Gene Ontology annotation, cellular component: Golgi apparatus. Lineage: Eukaryota; Metazoa; Chordata; Mammalia; Primates; Tarsiidae.